This is a messenger RNA of Protopolystoma xenopodis, 606 nucleotides long. The record is from the annotation of a GenBank genome assembly. Lineage: Eukaryota; Metazoa; Platyhelminthes; Monogenea; Polystomatidea; Polystomatidae.
CCGACGCCCCGAGGCGCGGUGACAGGCCAGCCUCCGCCUACUGACCGUCUAUCGAUCUUCGCCGCCCAGACGGGAAGUGGUCGCCCCCGCGACGGGUCGGUGUACCCCAAACUGUCCGGGGCGCGGUGCAAGUCGGGACCAGGUCAUUUGGUCAACAGGUUGCUUGGCCAACAGAUCGCUUCUGGUUGCCAUGGUUGCGGUCUCAACGGCCAGGGGCGUAAUCUGCCUAAUCGCGUAAUUUGCCAAUCACCACAACGACUCAGCUUUGACUGCUUCCGCCUCUACGCCUGGCAGACGCGCAAAGGCAAUGGCGAUCGUGCCGGGGUCACAAAAGGCCUCUCGCUCGUUCGCUCUUCCACUUUCUCUCUCUUUCUUUCUCAUUCUCUCUUUUCUCUCACGCCCCACUCUCUCUCUCUCUUUCCCUCUUGUAUAUCAGGUAUUGGCAACGGGGAAACUGACUUUGUCCGGACCAACGCCAGUUCAGUCCAACAUCUGCCUACGCCUGGGGUACCCUUCUCUACACACUUUACAGCCUCUGUAUUGCGCGGCCUUUGGCCCAGGCCCGAGGCAUAUCACGGCACCGCUACAGAUAUUUUCCGCUUAUAA